GACUAUUCCUUCAAAGUCGAAUGCGUCCACUUAGGAAGAAUAAAUUGCAUAAAAAUUAUUGGAAACUUCACGGAGCAAGGGCAAGCCGUCAUGGAAGGAUUCUCAGUAUUACAAGACAUUUGGGAUAAACAUGUAGGAAGUGUAGAAACAGCUGCAAGUAUUAUGGCUGUAUCAGCACAUGUUCGGGAAUCUACUCACUGCCCAUAUCGAUAUGUACUACGAGAAAGUAAAGUUCGUGAACUUGAAGAGGAAAAACCCUACUUCAAAGUGCUCACAUUCACUGACAUGGAAGGACUAACUACUCGCAAUAAAAAACACAAGUUCACAUCAGAGAAUGACGAUUGGAUAUUGCAAAUGUCCAUCGAGGGGCCAAGCAGGAUAAUGCCUGAAGUGUCGCUUUGUUCCGGACAUCUGUCACAUUCGAUGGAAUAUCAGCCUGAUGCGUCCUCUGAAGACCUUUAUACUUAUGGGGUAGGAAAAAAGAUGAAUGGUCCGACUAUUGGGCCCCUCCAUAAAGUCCGGGUUGGAGUAGGAGAAAUGGAACGAGCAGAGCAUGUCUAUAUCAAAAAGAUGCGGCUAGAAAAUCAAGUCACAAAGACAAUUCUGCGAUUCCCAAGUGUUGACACAGAAUUCGAAAGUCAUCAAGCAUUCGAAUUUUCUCCAGUAUUUCCGGAUAUACAGCCCAUGCUUAAUGUAGACAUACUCUAUACGAAGGAGAAAAUUUACUAUUUAGACAUCCUCUAUACCAUAACCAUGAAAACGGUAACCAGCGCUGGAGCAUUCCAACCUCUGUUCAAUCUUAUCGGUGAUGAUGGCGAGAGUGGAAUGCGAAAAUUUGUUGAUGAUUCGAAGUUCGAUGAAGAGGCGCGUCAUGAAUUUGACGUAGAUGCAGUGAAUCUUGGUCCAUUACGGGAACUUGAAGUCAAAAUUGAGGGAGAUGAGAAUGGUCCUCUAUCAAAUUGCAAUUCUUUGCAGCGUCACGAAUUUGAUGUAGAUGCUGUGAAUCUCGGCCCAUUGCGCGAGCUUGAAGUCAAAAUUGAGGGAGAUGAGAAAUCAUCUUGGUUAGUGGAUAUCGAGGUUGGACUAGUGGAUAGUGGUACGCGAUAUGUUGCAGGACAAGCAAAUGUACCGACCCCCGGACAGAUCAUCCGAUUACCACUGCAACAGUCAUAG
This is a messenger RNA of Cylicostephanus goldi, 1173 nucleotides long. The record is from the annotation of a GenBank genome assembly. NCBI's taxonomy places the organism in Eukaryota, Metazoa, Nematoda, Chromadorea, Rhabditida, Strongylidae.